This is a messenger RNA of Colletotrichum destructivum, 2977 nucleotides long. Its product is annotated as Putative exocyst complex component EXOC3/Sec6. Gene Ontology annotation, cellular component: exocyst. NCBI's taxonomy places the organism in Eukaryota, Fungi, Ascomycota, Sordariomycetes, Glomerellales, Glomerellaceae. Gene Ontology annotation, molecular function: SNARE binding. Bases 266 to 2521 code for a protein of 751 amino acids. The transcript has a single exon. Gene Ontology annotation, biological process: exocytosis; exocyst localization. The record is from RefSeq and is a predicted model, not a curated record.
CCCAUACCGGUAUUCGGUACGGAUACACAAAACCAGGUUGCGGCACGCAAUGCGAUGACCCCGUAGCCCAACAUCCACAUGAACGCGAUAUGAUUAAUGGCACCGCCGCAAUUACACCCCACGCUCUCUACCGCAUGCGCAAUCGAUACCCUACCGACCGAUAGAUCGACCGCCGUCCUACCGAUCGACCACAUCCCUAAUUGAACCCAACGACAGCUGGCCACCUCAGCCUCAGCUGCCCCUCCAGUUAGACCCAUCGCCCGCCAUGGAUGCGCUCGUACCCAAGCUCGCAGAGCUCCUCCGUCAUCCCGACGACCUCGACAAGAUCGCCGGCUUGAAGCAUGAGUUUUCCCGCAAGAAGACCGCCGUCGAUUCCCAGCUUCGCAGCGGCCUGCGCGAGCAGCUCGAGACUACCCAGUCAGGCAUGACGGGUCUGACGGACGGUCAGAAGACGGUCCAGCUGAUCAAGGAGGAGAUGAUCAAGAUCGACCGCCUGUGCUCCGAGUCGCAAAACAUGAUCAAGGACUUCAACAGCAUCAACCUCGUCUCCCAGGCCCACCGCAACUUCGGCGCCGUCGAGGCCAUGCGCAAGAACCUCGAGACCUUCAACGAGCGUCUGGCCAUCGUCGAGCGGAUGCUGGCCGAGGACGAGGAGGACAAGGAGAACAUGCCCAACCUGCUGCCCAUACAUUACGAGCUGACGCAGCUGAGAAACAUCCGGGACGACGCGAUGGAGCAAAUCCAGAGGGCCGAGGACCCGAGUCUGGAGUCGACGCUUGAGGACUACUUCCAGAGGCUGGACACCAUGAUCGACUGGUUCGACGAGCACAUUGGCAUUCUUGCGUUGAACCUGAUAAGCUUAGUGGUCAACGACAACAACGGCCUAGUGGUACGCUUCGCCGUCGUUAUCGAGGCCGAGGAGAAGAGUGACCAGAGGGUGCUGGCGCUGCAGGAGGCACUCAAGGACCAUAAGGAGAUGGCGACGCGGUUCCAGAGCAUCACGGACGGCGCCAAGAAGGUGCGUGGCUACAAGGACAAGUUCACGCAGGCCAUCAAGAUCAGCGUCGAGGGCCAGUUCGCCGAGGCCAGGGGAGAGUUCCUGGACGAUCCCUCGGCAUUAGAUAAGAUCCUAAAAUGGUACUUCAACGACCUGAAUGCGGUCAAGAUGGGCAUGACGCCCCUAAUGCCCAAGAAAUGGAAGGUCCUCAAGACUUACGGCGACAUCUAUCACCAGACGAUGCACGACUUCCUCGUCGGCAUGAUCGACGACCCGGACUCUGCCUCGGCCAACACGUUGGAGAUCAUCAACUGGCCGGAGAAGUACUACAAGAAGAUGAAGAAGUUGGGCUUCAAGCAGGAGGACCUCACGCCCCACGUCAUCGAUUCGAGAGAGACGGAACUGGUCCGCGACUUCCGGCAGCUCAUCAUCAAAUUCCUCGACGAAUGGAUCGAGCGCAUCUUCAACGCCGAGCAAAAGGACUUUGCGGAGCGCAAUGUCGAAGGCUCCAACCUGGACCAGGAUGAGUACGGAUACUUCAGAUCCAGGAACCUUGUCGACAUGUGGCGGAUGAUGCGCGAGCAGAUCGACGCCGCGGCCAACUCGAAGCGCGUUGACGUGAUUGAGGGCGUCAUCGACGCCAUGUUCCUGAGACUGCGAGGUAGGCAGCAGUCGUGGCAGAGGAUGCUCGACGAAGAGGCCACGAGGUUCGAGACCAGCAAGAUCCUGGAGCUCGAGGGGUUCCAGCCACUGCAGGACUGGCUCGUGGCCACGGCAAAUGACCAGAUUGCGUGCGUCGACGACAACGAGGAGGAGAACAGGUUCGGGUACCUGUCCAACUUCAAGCAAAAGUUCGAGCCGCUCGUCUCGCCAGCGUACAUGGAGCGGGCCGAGGGCGAGGUGGAGCUGCUGCGCGACGCUUACAUCGAUUUCAGCACGUGGUGUAUUACCAAGUUCGUGCAGCUCAUCUUCUCGGUCGAUUUCAAGCUGGUCAUGCCCGAGUUCUUCACGCCCAAGUGGUACACGAGCACGGCCAUGAAGCAAAUGGUGGUGACGUUCGAGGAGUACGUCGGCGACUACCGGCAGGUGCUGCACCACUCGCUCGUCGACAUCUUCACCGAGAUCUUUGCCGACGAGCUGCUGAUCCGCUACCUCUCGUCCGUGCGCAACAAGGGCGCAAAGUUCCGCCGCUCCGACCCCGUUCAGGACAAGCUCUUCAACGACAUCUCGACGGCGUUCGAGUACUUUGGCGCCCUGCCGAACCCGGACGUCGGGAACACGGUCAAGCAAACUUGGCGCGUCACCGAGUACUUCCUGCAACUGCUCACCGUGGACAAGGACGCCACCCCCGACGCGUUCGAGGCCUUCAAGACGGCGUACUGGGACUUGCAGAUCAGCUGGGUCGAGGCGGUGCUGCGGUCGCGCGACGACUUUGAGAGGAGCAUGCUCAACGCCGUCAAGGCGAGAGCGGCAACGUUGGACAUUGUGCGGGGCCCCGAGACGAUCAUGGGCAAGGUCAAGUGAUGAAGUGAAAACGAAGGCCGAGAAAUUUCACACGGCUGCAGGCUUCGGCGUUCGCAGGGCCGCGCCACCGGGGCUAAGGGUUCAGAGCAUAACGGGGCGGGGUGGGCGGGAGGGGGGGUCGCUUCCAUGUCGGGGGCGAUGUGAAUCAUCCCGUAGAAGCAAACAUCAUGGCCCGAAGGGGAGAGGUUUACAGAGACGGCCCAGAUACCCAUCCAAGAAAGGGACCGCGGGCUAAUAUGCAGGGGACGAGGUGGGCAUCGCGGACGACGCGAGACGGGACACCGAGCCGCGGUAGCAGCGGGCGAGGUGCCUCGUGGUUCCAGUGUUCUCCUUCGCCGAGGGUGCGUUAGUCAAGCUAGGUAGGCAGGCUUCACUAGACAGAAUGCCGCGUCGCUCUCCACUGAGAAGGGCCCUGGCGGCGCGUGAGGCAAAAGAAGGGGGGAAAAGAAGAAGAAA